AUGUUCAUCAUCGAGGUAUCAGGACUGUCUCUAGUUGGAGACGACGGCACUUCUUUGAUGCCUAUGGAUUCCUUGGACUCCUUGCUGGAACUCAUGUUGACUCUCUCUACAGUGGUUUUUGCGGUCUUCAAAGUUGUGAUCGCGAUUUCAUCGUCAGAGCUAAGAUCGUCGUCCAAUUGGUCAUCAAUGGUGGUAGUGGUGGUGGUGGUGGCUUUGAUUGGCGACGAGGGAGUUUGUAUUGGCGCAGGGUCGGACUCUGCAUUGUAG
Molecule: messenger RNA, 267 nt
Organism: Ogataea philodendri
Lineage: Eukaryota; Fungi; Ascomycota; Pichiomycetes; Pichiales; Pichiaceae
Exons: 1
Coding region: 1-267 (88 amino acids)
Source: RefSeq, a predicted model, not a curated record